Messenger RNA from Erigeron canadensis, 1543 nucleotides. RefSeq names its product photosystem II stability/assembly factor HCF136, chloroplastic. Lineage: Eukaryota; Viridiplantae; Streptophyta; Magnoliopsida; Asterales; Asteraceae. The transcript is spliced from 9 exons. The record is from RefSeq and is a predicted model, not a curated record. The coding region runs from base 80 to 1336 and encodes 418 amino acids. Gene Ontology annotation, molecular function: protein binding.
CGAACCACAUUUUGGAUAAGAAACCAAUCCGUAAACAAAGAAACAACAACUUCUUUUUGUUGAAAAAAACAGAAGGAAAAUGUCUGCAGCAGCAAAUGCAAAGCUGCUAAUUCAUGUUUCAAACCCAGUUAUUAAUAGGCAGCAGCAGCAGCAGCCUUCUUCACUUCUUAAUUCUUUGUUCAAUCAUCGACGUCGAAACUUCCACCACCAACAAACUUCUUCUUCUUCUAGGAGCAGCAGCUGCAUCAAAGCUUCGGGAUUGAAUCGUCGCGAGUUCAUUUCGGACACCGCGAAUGCUGCUGCCGCGCUUUCGCUAGCUCCAUUGGUUGGUAGUAUCUCACCUUCUGCUGCUAAAGCUGCGGAUGGUCUUUCUGAAUGGGAAAGAGUUUAUCUUCCCAUUGAUCCUGGUGUUGUCCUUCUCGAUAUCGCUUUCGUCCCCGAUGAUCCUUCUCACGGUUUUUUAUUGGGGACAAGACAAACUCUAUUAGAGACUAAAGACGGGGGCAACACGUGGGUAUCCCGCUCAAUAUCUUCAGCUGAAGAUGAAGAUUUUAAUUACAGGUUUAAUGCCAUCAGUUUCAAAGGAAAAGAAGGCUGGAUUGUUGGAAAACCUGCCAUUCUGUUACACACAUCAGACAGCGGAGACAGUUGGGAGCGUAUACCAUUAAGUGCUGAACUCCCUGGUGACAUGGUGUAUAUAAAGGCAACUGGAGAUAAAAGUGCAGAGAUGGUAACAGAUGAAGGCGCUAUAUAUGUUACAUCAAACAGAGGUUACAACUGGAAAGCAGCGGUGCAAGAAACUGUUUCGGCUACUCUUAAUAGAACGGUUUCUAGUGGCAUUAGUGGGGCUAGUUACUAUACGGGUACCUUCAAUACUGUGAAUCGCUCCCCGGAAGGAAAUUAUGUUGCUGUUUCCAGUCGUGGUAACUUCUACUUGACUUGGGAGCCAGGGCAGCCCUACUGGCAACCCCAUAAUAGGUCAGUUGCAAGACGAAUCCAGAACAUGGGUUGGAGAGCGGAUGGUGGGCUUUGGCUACUCGUACGUGGUGGGGGUCUUUAUCUCAGCAAAGGCACAGGGAUAACUGAGGAGUUUGAAGAAAUUCCAGUACAGAGUCGUGGUUUUGGCAUUCUUGAUGUUGGUUACAAAUCAAAGGACGAAGCUUGGGCAGCUGGUGGAAGUGGAGUCCUUUUGAAAACAACCAAUAGUGGAAAGUCAUGGAGUCGUGACAAAGCAGCGGAUGAUAUUGCUGCUAAUCUGUACUCAGUAAAGUUUAUCAAUGAUAGACAAGGAUUCGUGCUAGGAAAUGAUGGUGUCUUGCUGAAGUAUCUUGGCUGAUUUCAUGGUUUUGGUGAAGCUUGUAAUUUUUGUAACAGGGAAAAGUAUGAUACAUAUGUGGGGUACCACAGAGAAAGUACGUUAAUUUAUAUCGAAUUUAUGAUGUAUUUAGUGAGCAACCCGAUUUGAUGUGAUUGUUUUGUUUGUGAAACCCUUGUAAAUGAAUUCAAGAAUGACACUUCAUACUUCUUCUUUUAUCGUUUUAAA